Physcomitrium patens is the source of this 1213-nucleotide messenger RNA. Its product is annotated as putative diphthine methyl ester synthase. Gene Ontology annotation, biological process: protein histidyl modification to diphthamide. Gene Ontology annotation, molecular function: diphthine synthase activity. Lineage: Eukaryota; Viridiplantae; Streptophyta; Bryopsida; Funariales; Funariaceae. The record is from RefSeq and is a predicted model, not a curated record.
UCCCACGCAAGGGCUACCGGAGCGACAGACAGGGUUUAGGAAUUCAAGCCGAACUGUAGCUGGAUCAGCAGCGAACAAGUGAUUCAAGUCGAUCUGACUUGUGGGUUUUGGGCUGUACCUCAGAAUUCGUAGAAAGAUCGCGAGAACAGAAGGUUUUCGCGAUUUUUAGAGGUGAUCGAGGGCGUUGUGCGAGUGCGUUCAGAGAGGGGGCAAUGUUGUAUGUUGUGGGCUUGGGGCUUGGUGAUGAGAAGGACAUCACGUUGAGGGGGUUGGAGGCUGUUCGGAAAUGUGACAAAGUGUAUUUGGAGGCGUACACCUCCUUGCUGGCGCUCGGGCUUGGCCCUGAUGCCACCACGACGCUGGAGAAGAUUUAUGGGCGACCAGUUGUAGUUGCUGAUCGUGAGUUGGUCGAACAGGGCGCUGAAGGAAUUUUAGAGGAAGCUCGCACCCUGAAUGUGGCAUUUCUAGUCGUUGGUGACCCGUUUGGAGCCACAACUCACUCGGACUUGCUUGUCAGAGCUAAGACCUUGGGCAUUGAUGUCGAGGUAGUGCACAAUGCGUCGAUUAUGAACGCAGUUGGAGCUUGCGGAUUGCAACUCUACCGGUUUGGGGAGGCCAUCUCGAUUCCUUUCUUCACUGAUACAUGGCGACCCGAUAGCUUCUAUGAUAAAAUCGAAGCAAAUCGGAAAAUCGGGUUGCACACAUUAUGUCUCUUAGACAUCCGAGUGAAGGAGCAAUCAGUUGAAGCUUUGUGUAGGGGUAGGAAAGAGUAUGAGCCUCCUAGAUACAUGAGCAUCAACACCGCCAUUGAGCAAUUGCUUGAAGUAGAGGAGACGCGUGCGGGCAAAGUGUAUAGUGAAGAAACUCUGUGCGUUGGAUUGGCUCGGUUGGGUACUAGCACACAAAAGAUAGUCGCCGGCUCAAUGAAGGAGCUUCUUGAUGUGGACUUUGGGCCCCCAUUGCAUAGUGUAGUUAUUGCAGGUACAACACAUGUGAUGGAAGAAGAAUUCCUGUCCUUCUACAAACCAUCAUAGAUGCUAUUAGUUUCAACUACUGUUCUUUUAUCACGUACUAAAAAUAUCACUUUGCAUUCUAUAGAAAUGGGAACGUCCAAUUGAAUGCUGUUGACCCUUAUCUAGGGUUAUUAUUCUUGGCAAUAUAUAACUUCAGGCUUGAUUCUGAUAUGAGAGCCUAGCAUUGUCAUUGCCUGUGA